CUCUUGCUUCCAAGCAUGUCCUGUCUCGCUUCUGAAGCGUCGGUUCCUCCUAGGUAGUUGGCCCUGGCUCAGAUUCAGACUACCCCACAUGAAGCGAUAGGCAAUAAAUAGAAAACCCAAUCGCACGCCAUAGCUUAUCUAUGCCCUCCCCCAUCUGGUUUUUAACCCGAGCGACCGAGCCAUGGAGGUAGGUUACCGAGCACAAAGUCCUAACGGGGCCGGUUUCUUCGAGCAAGACGCUGCUUCGUUCUCGGUUCUUUGCUCGAAGAACUCGCGGGGCUGUGUCGAUAGCGCUGUCUCAGCGACCGUGACAUCAGACGGAGCGCGUGCAGUGCAUGUGCUCGCGCGAUUAUUAGCAUAUGAAUCCGAAGUUGUGUCCGAGCCCUAUGACCCUUUCACCUGUUCGUGAGUAUCGAUACGUCAGAGCAGUAGGUUGGAUUACCUUUUCUCCCAGAAUGGCUCGCAUUAUAUACCGUCAUUAUCCACUUUGCGUCCCGUAUCUCUCUCUCUCUCUCUCUCUCUCCGUCUCUCUCUCUCCCUCGCUUUUGCUCGCGAGAAAUCCCACCCGAUGAUCGAGCCCGUCCUUUUCUGCCUGCUUUAACUGAUUCCGGCAGCUUAUUCAAACGCUCUUUUUAGCAAAAGCUAGCUCCUACCACUCCUGCUCUAUAUCUGAUCUUGAUCGCCAGAGUCAGUCUCUCGCUCUUCUGAGCGUGAGAGAGAGAGAGAGAGAGAUGGAGGAUGCGGGGAGGUUGAGCCAUCUGUACAUGACGUAUUUCCUGUUCUUGUUCUCGGCGACCAUGGUGGCUCCGGUGGUCACCGACGUGACGGUCUCGGCUCUCUGCCCUGGCCAAGCUCGGUGCUCCCUCGCUAUCUACCUCUCCGGGAUCCAACAAGCGAUAGUGGGAUUGGGCUCGCUGGUGAUGAUGCCAUUGAUAGGGAAUCUCUCCGAUAAGUAUGGGAGGAAAGCUCUGCUCACCAUUCCCUUGGUUUUCACCAUCAUCCCCUUGGCCAUUUUGGCUUAUAGCAGGUCAAGGAAUUUCUUCUACCUGUACUAUGUGUUUCGGACUCUGACCGCUAUUUUCUGCGAAGGAAGCGUUCACUGCCUCGCCCUCGCUUAUGUGGCGGACAACGUCCCCGCGGGAAGACGAGCCUCCGCCUUCGGGAUCCUUUCCGGCAUCGGAUCCGCCGCCUUCGUCUGCGGCAACCUCUCCACCCGCUUCCUCUCCACUCCCUCCACUUUCCAGGUCGCGACGGCGGUGGCCGUGGUCGCCCUGGCGUACAUGAGGUUCUUCCUUCCCGACUCCGUCGUCGUCGGCGACGACGAUCCUCUGACUGCCCCGAUCGUCUCGAAGGGGAUGCCGGACGGUGCUUGCCCGGACGACGAUUCGGCGAACAAGGCGCACGCGUUUAAGAAGACGCCUUCCUUGGGGGACACCGUCGCCUUGCUGAGGAGCAGCCUGACGUUUUUGCAAGCAGCAAUUGUCGCCUUUUUUGGCAAUCUCGCUGAUGUUGGUCUUCAUGCUUCAAUGAUGUACUACUUGAAGGCACAAUUCCAUUUUAACAAGAAUCAGUUCGCCGACCUGAUGGUGAUAUCUGGAAUUGCGGGUACCAUUUCUCAGCUGCUUAUCAUGCCCCUUUUGGCUCCUGUUAUAGGAGAGACAAGACUGCUUUCUAUAGCGCUAUUUUUUAACUGCGUGCAUAUGAUUCUUUACAGCGUAGCCUGGGCUGCUUGGGUUCCUUAUGCUGCUGCUAUGUUCUCUGUUCUAUUCGUCUUCGCACAUCCUUGUAUGCGGACGAUUGUCUCUAAACAAGUUGGCUCGUGCGAUCAGGGCAAGGCUCAAGGAUGCAUUUCAGGGAUUUGCCAACUUGCCAAUGUUGUCUCUCCCUUGGUUUUCUCUCCAUUGACAGCUUUGUUCCUCUCCGAUAGUGCACCCUUCCACUUCCCUGGUUUCAGUAUUAUGUGCGUUGGCUUUGCAUCGAUGAUAGCCUUUAUCCAGAGUGUCAUGAUGAGAGUGGCUCCAAUAUCAGACGGCAGAGUUAGCAACUGCCAUACACUGGCCUAGAUUCUGAAGAUCUUAAUGCCCGGUUUUGCCAUAACGAAUGUCCUUUGGUCAAUUCCGGAGAGUCAUCGGUCCACGUAAGUUAAACCUGUAAAAUAGUGGUACUAGGGUCAAGAGUAUGUAUUUUUUUUUCAAUGGGGGCAAGUUUUUCUGCAAUUCCGUUAGCGAUAUAGCGCUCAUCACAGCUUUUAAUCUUUAGAGUUAGUAUUAGUUGGCGUGUGAGUUCGAAUCACGAGUUAUAGCUGCGCCUCAAGGGGUACAGAAAUGGGUCUCACAGCGUAAUUCUGGUCACCCAUGAUCGACGGCAAUUGUCGACAAUGUGUAUUACUGGGGAAGCAAGCUGUUGCUUUAUAUAUGAUGAAAUAUGGGAAAGCUUUGGUCUCCUACUUACAGAUGAAAUGUUGUGGCGGUAUCUUGUAAUCAUAUUUUAGCAUUUU
Messenger RNA from Eucalyptus grandis, 2497 nucleotides. Its product is annotated as hippocampus abundant transcript-like protein 1. NCBI's taxonomy places the organism in Eukaryota, Viridiplantae, Streptophyta, Magnoliopsida, Myrtales, Myrtaceae. Gene Ontology annotation, molecular function: transmembrane transporter activity. Gene Ontology annotation, biological process: transmembrane transport. The transcript is spliced from 14 exons. The coding region runs from base 732 to 2063 and encodes 443 amino acids. The record is from RefSeq and is a predicted model, not a curated record.